Messenger RNA from Cygnus olor (mute swan), 2330 nucleotides. RefSeq names its product apolipoprotein A4 (gene APOA4). The transcript has 3 exons. Gene Ontology annotation, cellular component: blood microparticle; high-density lipoprotein particle; chylomicron. NCBI's taxonomy places the organism in Eukaryota, Metazoa, Chordata, Aves, Anseriformes, Anatidae. The coding region runs from base 104 to 1207 and encodes 367 amino acids. Gene Ontology annotation, biological process: reverse cholesterol transport; very-low-density lipoprotein particle remodeling; triglyceride homeostasis. The record is from RefSeq and is a predicted model, not a curated record. Gene Ontology annotation, molecular function: phosphatidylcholine-sterol O-acyltransferase activator activity; cholesterol binding; phospholipid binding.
CGGCGAGGCUGCUCGGGGAGCAUAAAUAGCGGGCGGCGCUGCCCGGCUCAGCAGGUCCUACAGGAGGCAGCAGCACAGGGGAGCCUCUCCUGCACCGCUCAGGAUGUCUCCGAAGGCGGCCGCCCUCUUCUUGGCGCUCCUUGCCAUCGCAGGGACGCAGGCCGAUGUCAGCACGGACCAGGUGGCCACCGUGCUCUGGAAGUACUUCAGUGAGCUGGGCAGCAAUGCCAAGGAGACCGUGGACCAGCUGCAGCAAGCCGAGAUCACCAAGCAGAUCAACACCCUGCUGCAGAGCAACCUGAAGAGCAUGAACUCGUACACCGAGGAGCUGCAGCGGCGCCUGGUGCCCUUCGCCACGGAGCUGCAGGCGCGGCUGGCGCAGGACUCGCAGCGGCUGAAGGAGCAGAUCCGCAGGGAGCUGGCCGAGCUGCAGGCCAAGCUGGCGCCCUACGCCGACGAGGUGCACCAGCAGAUCGGCACCAACAUCCGCGAGCUGCAGGCCAAGCUGAGCCCCUACGCCGAGGAGCUGCGCUCGCAGGUGGACCGGGGCACCGGGGAGCUGCGGCGGGCGCUGGAGCCCUACGCCACCGAGCUGCGGGAGCGGCUGCGGGACAACGCGGGCAGCAUCCAGGCCUCCCUCAGCCCCUACGCCGAGCGGCUGCAGCAGCAGAUCGACAGCAGCGUGGAGAACCUGCGGGGGCAGCUGACGCCGCUGGCCGACGACCUGAAGGGGCAGGUGGCGCAGAGCGUGGAGGGGCUGCGCAAGGGGCUGAGCCCCUACGCCCAGGAGGUGCAGGACGGCCUCAACCGGCAGCUGGAGAGCCUCUCGCUGCAGAUGGAGCGGGCGGCCGAGGAGCUGCGCGCCCGCCUGGCCACCAACCUGGAGGAGCUGCGCUCCCAGCUCAGCCCCCUGGCGCUGGAGCUGCAGCAGGCGCUGAAGAGCGACGCCGAGGGGCUGCAGCAGCGGCUGGCCCCGCUGGCCCAGCAGCUGGAGGAGCGCGUGGGGCAGACGGUGGAGGCUUUCCAGAGGCAGGCGGCCCCCGUCGGCGAGGCCUUCAGGCAGCAGCUGGUGCAGCGGCUGGAGGAGAUGCGGCAGAAGCUGGAGUCGGGCACCGCGGGGGUGGAGGACCACCUGGACCUGCUGGAGAAGGAGGUGCGGGAGAAGGUGGCCACCUUCCUCAGCACCACAGAGCAGGCAGAGAGCUGAGCCCCCCCCCCCUCCCCCAGUAGCAUUCAGGGCUUCUCCGCGUGGCAGAAAUAAACUGGCGCGUUGUGAUGCACCCGGUGGUCUGUGUCCAUCCUUCCCCCUGCACCCUGCUGUCCCGAACCCCCCCGGGUGUUUCUUGGCCUCACCUCUGGAUUUGGGCCCGGGGACAGACGUGGGGCCGGGAGGGGGCCAGGGCAGGCUGCGGGUGCUGCGUGGGGGCCAGGAACCUUUCGGCCAGGUGAGCACACCAGCCAGGGCUGGCUGCCCCCACACGGGGGCUGAGCCUGGGGCGUCACCGCACCGCGGUGCUGCAGUGUCUUGGUGGCACCUGGGCUCCCCCGGGGCUCCGGAGGGGGAGGCAUAACGCCGAGCAUCCCCGCUGGAGCCACUGGCACGGCAGGGGCUGGGCACCCCGGGCCUCACCAGCAGGCUCUCUGCAGCACCAGGACACCCUGCUCCGGUCCCAUGUCCCCAGAGGGACGACCAGCCCCAAGCCCCUCCGGUACCCGGACACGAUGGGGACACCUCGCAGCGGCUCCACCAGCAGAGCGCCUCGGGGUGCUCAGGGUCGUUGCAGCGGCACAGGAGCAGGGGGGAUGUGGGCACCGGAGGAGUCCCCUGGGGCCUCACCCCGCGUGCCGGACUUUGCCCGAGGCGCACGGAGACGCCGCAGGUGCUGGCCCCCAGCCCGACCGGUGCGGGGCAGCCCCGGAGGUGCCUCUUGCAGCAGGUCUGCUCCUGCCCCUGUUUGCUGGGUUGCUUCAGAGCAAACAUUCAAAGCCCGGUGUCAGCAGCUCGGGUGCAGUGGCCGGGGGGGAGCCGCCCGCAGCAGCCCCUGCCUGGCUGGCACCGGGGCUCUCCUGCCCCUCUCGGAGCAGCCGCUCUUCACGGGGACAAGACCCGGACUGAGGACACGGACGUGUUUUUCACUGGGGGAAAAUCUGUAAAAGAAAUGGGCGAACCCUGCCAGGGCUGGGGUUUUGUGGUCCCCAGGUGUGGAUGCUCGGGGAGCGGGUGGGCUCGGGGCUGCAGCCCGGGGGGGUUAAGGCCGGCCGGCCGGGGGUCCAGGCUGGCACGGGGCACGGAUGUGCGGGCAGGCGGCGGUCAGAUGCCUGCACUCACG